AUGCCUGACCACUUGGGUGCUGACCAGCGUAAAACAAAAGAUCAGAAAGAUGAUGAAAAGCCUAUUAAAGCUCUUGAUGAAGGAGACAUUGCCCUACUAAAAACAUACAGUUCUGCAGCAUACAGUAAAGAAAUAAAACAAUGUGAAGAAGAUAUACAGACGUACAUGAAGCGUGUUAAUGAACUCACUGGCCUCAAAGAAUCAGAUACUGGAUUGGCUCCUCCUGCUCUCUGGGAUUUGGCUGCGGAUAAAGCCUGCUUAUCAAGUGAACACCCACUGCAGGUCGCUCGUUGCACGAAAAUAAUUAAUUCUGACACUGAAGAACCUAAGUACAUUAUUAAUGUAAAGCAGUUUGCAAAGUUUGUUGUUGAUUUAGCAGACACUGUGGCACCUACUGACAUCGAAGAAGGAAUGCGUGUUGGUGUUGACCGCACGAAGUACCAAAUUCACAUCCCACUGCCCCCUAAAAUCGACCCAAGUGUGACAAUGAUGCAGGUGGAAGAUAAACCGGAUGUCACCUAUAGUGAUGUGGGUGGGUGUAAAGAGCAAAUAGAAAAGUUGAGAGAAGUUGUUGAACUGCCUUUACUUCAUCCUGAAAAAUUUGUUAACCUCGGCAUCGAACCUCCAAAAGGUGUUUUACUCUUUGGACCACCUGGGACUGGCAAAACAUUAUGUGCCCGAGCGGUCGCUAACCGUACGGAUGCUUGUUUUAUUCGUGUUAUCGGUUCGGAAUUAGUUCAAAAGUAUGUUGGUGAAGGUGCACGGAUGGUUAGAGAGUUGUUCGAAUUGGCCAGAUCAAAGAAAGCUUGUAUUAUAUUUUUUGAUGAGAUUGAUGCUGUUGGAGGUGCCCGAAUCGAUGAUGGCUUAGGUGGUGAAAAUGAGGUGCAACGAACUAUGCUUGAGCUCAUCAACCAACUGGACGGUUUUGAUCCAAGAGGGAACAUAAAGGUACUAAUGGCAACCAAUCGUCCUGAUACACUAGAUCCUGCUCUUGUUAGACCUGGUCGUUUGGACCGAAAAGUUGAAUUUGGUCUACCUGAUCUUGAAGGUCGCACUCAUAUAUUCAAAAUACAUGCCCGUUCUAUGUCCGUUGAAAAGGAUAUUCGUUAUGAACUUCUUGCUCGUCUUUGUCCUAAUAGCACCGGUGCUGAAAUUCGCAGCGUUUGUACCGAGGCUGGGAUGUAUGCGAUCAGAUCAAGACGCAAAAUGGCCACAGAAAAAGACUUUCUAGAGGCUGUGAACAAGGUUAUAAAGUCUUAUGCGAAAUUCAGUGCAACCCCGCGUUAUAUGACAUAUAAUUAA
This is a messenger RNA of Heterobilharzia americana, 1302 nucleotides long. The record is from the annotation of a GenBank genome assembly. Lineage: Eukaryota; Metazoa; Platyhelminthes; Trematoda; Strigeidida; Schistosomatidae.